UUUGCCGCCGUCCGCCUCACUUUGCCCAUCUCCUGCAGGCUCACCACCCUCGACUUGUUAGAUGGAACAUGCGUGCACACACGCACACGCACCCACGCGCGCGCGCGCGCACACACACACACACACACACACAUACAUCCAGAGGGAUGGAUGCAUGGAUGGAUGGGUUCCCACCUCCUGAUGAGCAUCGACACAACAAGCGAGUAUGUGUGGCGUUCGUCCUUGCAUGCAGGCAUUCCAAAGGCAGGUUCUGACGACUGAGAGCCCGAAGCGGUGAAGAAGCCGACAAUAGCUGUGCCCUUUCGAGGCAAGUCACCAAAAGUGCUCUUCUUGUCUUUCUUAUGGCCUUGGAAACUCGUAAUCUCGACUCUUUGUUGCGGCGUGCGAGGAUUGGCGAUUGGCGCAGCCCCGGAGCAUCGCGUAGGGGCAACCCGCCAGGAUAAAUACCGUCUCAUUCCUCCUAAUCGUCAUAGCUUCUUGACAAUUCGAGCCAUUUUUGCCCUGAACCAGGUUCGCGUGAGGGCAGACAAAUCGCAUUUCCCAUGUCCCAGCCGUUGCCAUGUCUUCUUCAACAGAGAUGAACAGGUACUGGAUCCCCCGGUUGGACAUCCACAAAAAGAUCAUCACUCAGGAACUUCCCUACUAUCUCGGGCCCGAUGCAACCGUCAGGCCGUACACAAACGAGGGAGAAGAUGGGUUUCUCAUCACUACCCCAGGCCCUUGCCUGACCGACGAGCAAAUCGACGACAUUUGCAGAAAGUCCAAGGAGAUUUGGGAGCGGCAGGCGGCCAUACGAGCGCAAGAAGCGGACAAGCCACUCAAAAGGCCGCUGCACCAGCCGGUGGUGAUAUCUCGAGGGUCGAAUGAUUCGUCGCGGAGGAGACACGAAGCUCACCGAAGCCACGAGCGACACCGACGGUACGACGACAGGCGGCGUGAGUGAGCCGGAGCAGCUCCAAGCUUGGUAGCGCCGGCCAUUGUGAUCGAGAUCUCUCAGAUUGGGUCAGACAUUUUCGGCUCUAAGCGUGAACACUAAAGGCGUUGCAGGCGGCCGGGUUGGCCCUUUGAUGCAUGUCGGGAGGGAUUUGUGGGAUUCGAUGAUUCGAGGCGUGCAGUGAUGGAAGGUCGUGUUUCUCUGGUGAGGGGAAGCGUUUGAGUGGCCUCGUUGAUGGCCGCAGCGGACAGUGGACCCAACAGAAUAAUCGUUAUUUGACUGGCCGGGCAACAGAGGCGAGACUAAGCGGCAGAACAAAGAUCUGUUUGAUUGGGGAUGGGCAGAACUAUGUGCCGUGGAAUCGUCCAGCAGCAGUCCGCCAUCUGGCAAAGCUUUCGAGGAGGACCCAAUGGUAACGACCGACCCUCCGGCGCGACCUUUCUCGCUCCUAAUAGGUAUGCGUAUGCGAAAGUGUUGUGAGAGACGCGCAGCAAAAGUGCAGCGCCAGCGGGAUGCGGCCAGCUAGUCUUUGCUCGACCAGAUACCCAAUUGUGCAUAUUUCUCAGUUCCCGAAUAGACAAGAUGCAUUAGAAUCGGAC
This is a messenger RNA of Colletotrichum destructivum, 1533 nucleotides long. RefSeq lists its product as uncharacterized. The record is from RefSeq and is a predicted model, not a curated record. The transcript has 3 exons. Lineage: Eukaryota; Fungi; Ascomycota; Sordariomycetes; Glomerellales; Glomerellaceae. The coding region runs from base 560 to 943 and encodes 127 amino acids.